AUGUCAAAUAUUUCAGGUGAUGAUGAAGGAAGCUUCUACUCUGGAAACAAUGGAGAAGAAGUUCAUCAAGAAAACGAGCAGCAACAACUACAAAACCACCCUCAUGGCUCAAGUUCAGGACCAUCCGGUGCUUGCAAUAGCAAUGGCUCCACUAAUCAACAACCAUCCAAGAAGAAAAGAAACCUACCUGGAACCCCAGAUCCCAAUGCUGAAGUCAUUGCUUUAUCACCAACCACAUUAAUGGCAACAAAUAGAUUCGUAUGUGAGAUCUGCAACAAAGGGUUUCAGAGGGACCAAAACCUACAGUUGCACCGCAGAGGUCACAAUCUUCCUUGGAAACUGAGGCAAAGAACAAGCACUGAGGUGAAGAAACGGGUCUAUGUGUGCCCUGAGCCAUCAUGCGUCCACCAUAACCCAGUUCGUGCAUUAGGAGAUCUCACUGGCAUUAAAAAGCAUUAUAGCCGCAAGCAUGGUGAGAAGAAAUGGAAAUGUGACAAGUGCUCUAAAAGAUAUGCAGUCCAAUCUGAUUGGAAGGCCCAUCAGAAAACCUGUGGCGCUAGGGAUAUGACUGUUGGAUAA
Gastrolobium bilobum is the source of this 579-nucleotide messenger RNA. Its product is annotated as zinc finger protein JACKDAW-like. Gene Ontology annotation, molecular function: DNA-binding transcription factor activity. Gene Ontology annotation, cellular component: nucleus. NCBI's taxonomy places the organism in Eukaryota, Viridiplantae, Streptophyta, Magnoliopsida, Fabales, Fabaceae. The record is from RefSeq and is a predicted model, not a curated record.